This is a messenger RNA of Suncus etruscus (white-toothed pygmy shrew), 2883 nucleotides long. RefSeq names its product carbonic anhydrase 5B (gene CA5B). Gene Ontology annotation, molecular function: carbonate dehydratase activity; zinc ion binding. The transcript is spliced from 7 exons. Bases 44 to 1003 code for a protein of 319 amino acids. The record is from RefSeq and is a predicted model, not a curated record. NCBI's taxonomy places the organism in Eukaryota, Metazoa, Chordata, Mammalia, Eulipotyphla, Soricidae. Gene Ontology annotation, cellular component: cytoplasm; mitochondrion.
AGGUUCCUGCAAGAUAUUUAGAAACUACGAUUUCAAGCAAGAGAUGAAGGUGAUGAGUAGCCUGAGAAUCCUUCUUCAAGUGAAUCCAGUAAAAUCACUCUGGAGAAAGUUCCAGGUGCCAAGGUCCAUGCCAGUGAGGCCCUGUAGCCUCUAUACCUGCACUUACAAGACCCGGAACCGGAACCCAGCGUUGCACCCACUAUGGGAGACCAUGGACCUGGUUCCGAGUGGUGACCGCCAGUCACCCAUCAACAUCCGGUGGAGGGACAGUGUUUACGAUCCAGACUUGAAGCCUCUCACCAUCUCUUAUGACCCAGCCACUUGCCUGCACGUCUGGAAUAACGGCUACUCUUUCCUGGUGGAAUUUGAAGACUCUUCAGAUAAAUCAGUGAUCAAGGGGGGACCCCUGGAAGACCACUAUCGGCUGAAGCAAUUCCAUUUCCACUGGGGUGCCAUUGAUGCCUGGGGCUCCGAGCAUACCGUGGACAGCAAAUGUUACCCGGCAGAGCUGCACCUGGUGCAUUGGAAUGCAGUAAAAUUUGAAAAUUUUGAGGAUGCAGCUCUAGAAGAAAAUGGUUUGGCUGUGAUAGGGGUAUUUUUAAAGUUAGGAAAACAUCACAGAGAGCUGCAGGACUUGGUGAAUGCUUUGCCAUCCAUUAAACACAAGGAUACCCUUGUGGAGUUAAACUCAUUCGACCCUUCCUGCCUGAUGCCAUCAUGCCCAGAUUACUGGACCUAUUCAGGAUCCCUGACGACCCCCCCACUCUCUGAGUCUGUCACCUGGAUCAUUAAGAAGGAGCCUGUAGAGGUUGAUCACACCCAGCUUGAGCAGUUUCGGACACUGCUUUUCACUUCUAAGGGGGAGCAAGAGAAAAGAAUGGUGGACAACUUCCGCCCCCUUCAGCCACUGAUGAAUCGCACGGUUCGCUCUUCCUUCCGCCAUGAUUACCUGCUGAAUAUACAAGCCAAGAAAACGCCCUCAAGCAGCCAAACGACCCCCUAAGAAGCUCAUAUCUAAGCAGUAUUUUGUUUUAAUAUGUGCAAGCUAAAAAAGAUUUUGUAAACACCUGGAUAAAAUACUAACUUAUAGAUGGGCAUUUCUUGGUAUGACAGUGUUCCUUUGACCUGAGGAAAUUCUAUUUGAUAACAAUAGUAUAUUGCAUAUGGCCCACCCAGAUUUGAUCCCUAACAUACUAUAUGCUUUCUCAAGCACAGCAACCCCUGAGCAUCACUGAGUGUUGCUCCCAAAAAACAAGCUAUUUGAUAAACAAACUCUUACUUUUAUAGAUACUGAUAUUUAAUAUGAAAGUACAAGCAAACAACACUCCGUUCUCUUAUAAAAAUCAGUUUAUUAAUUUUUGCAAUAUCUUGAACUAUCUUUUUGUUUUAUCAAUAAGUGCUUCUAUAGAUUUGUUAGUAGGGGAAAUGAUCAAAACAUUUGAAAAGUGAUAAGAUAAAAGACUGACCAUCUCCAAUAUGUUUUUCAGAACUAGCCUUGGGAUUAUACUGUUACUGGAUGGCCAUUGGUACAAAACAUGAAGAUGGCUUCUUUUAUAAGGCUUCCUCAAAUAUUUGCCUUACUCUUUAAAUGCCAGUACUGGUACAAGAUAUGUUUACUUAGUUACUGUAAAUUUAUGAUACUAAAAAAUCAUUUUAUAGUCUUAGAAAAACAAAGGUUAACUUAUAGAUAAAAAUCUUUUGGCAUCUCUUAAGGUCCAAUAUUUUACUUAAAGGACUGAUCAGAUUGAAAGCAUAUAUAUAUAUAUAAUAUAUAUAUAUAUGAGAGAGACUAUAAUAAAGAAAAUGCUUGAAGUGCUUGCACCUAGAAAACACAUUUUUGUUUGUGGGCUAUGCCCAGAAUGCCCAAAGAUUACUCUUGACCCUGUGCUCAGAGAUCAGUCCUGGCAUGGUUUGGGUGAACCUGGAAGUUGAACCCAGGUCAGCUGCAUGUGAGGCAAAGGCCCUAUCUACUGCACUAUUAUUCCAGCCCCUGCACCUUAAAUUUUUGAUAAUCUAUUUAGAGAAAUUUUUCAAAAGACUAUCUAUAGAUUAAUCUAUAACAUAUAGAACUAUUUUGCAUUAUUUGUAUACUGUUUUGUAUUUUCCACAUACAGAACUAGCUUGGCUUUUUUAAAAAAAUUUUCUGUACUUUAUUUUAUUACAUUAGUUGAUAUUCUGCAUUAGAUAGGUGAUUAACGUCAAUCUUCCAAUUUAUACAGAGAUUUUUGCUACAGUAACAAGGAGAGAUACUUGUCAGAUUAAGCUAAAAUAUAUCUAUAUAAUCUUGUAUAUAGAGAAAUCCAUGCCACUAUUGCCCUUGCUAGUAUCUUGUAAUGUCUUUAAUUGCCUAUAAAUCCAUGUUCAGGCUUAGCAUUGCAUUAAGUACUGGUUAUAUUUAAUUAAUAGGUUAGUCACCUGGGAAGCUAGAGUUGGAAGAAUGUACUUAACACUACUGAAUUAUACACUGGGGAGAAUUAAGAUGGUAAAAUAUAUGUUAAAGGUUUCCCCUCUAUCUGUUCCUAUUUGAUCUGAUUUGGUAGAUGAUUUGUUGGGUUUAGGAAAAGUAGAAAGCUUCCCAUAUAAAUCAAUGCUAAUAAUAUUCUCAGAUCCCCAAAUUAAUCUACUAAAUCAUAAACAAACAUAGUGAUUUCAGAUUGUGGGGGAGUCUGGUAGUGCAUUUCACCACAAUUAAAUAUUAAUAAAAUUUUCAGAAAAAUAAGAAAAAUAGAGUUAGAUUUGUAUGGGAAAGUUUAGUGGGUAUCUGCUCUAUAAUUGGGGGUUAUGGAAGGGGGGAAGUCUUUUGCUUCUAGAGUUCAAGCUAUCCCUGGAAAAGGAAUGCAUGUAUUCCCUAGGAAGCAAAUAAAGUCAUUUUGAAAAGAUAAA